This is a messenger RNA of Fusarium mangiferae, 522 nucleotides long. RefSeq lists its product as uncharacterized. NCBI's taxonomy places the organism in Eukaryota, Fungi, Ascomycota, Sordariomycetes, Hypocreales, Nectriaceae. The transcript has a single exon. The record is from RefSeq and is a predicted model, not a curated record. The coding region runs from base 1 to 522 and encodes 173 amino acids.
AUGGUACAGCAAGUCGCUGUGGCAUUGUAUGACCGGGGUGACUUCUCGCGCGGGGACAAGCGGCGAGUCUUUGGCUAUGAGGCAUAUCACUGGGCCAUCAUCAUCAUGCCCGAUGGUCACGAGGAACGAGACUACCACGCCUUCUCUGCUACCGAUGUAUCCGAGAUCAAUCCAGUCACUUUUCGCAUGCACAACCCUACCAUGACUUGGUGGCUCCGAGCCGAGGAAAAUGUCAAGCCAGAUGAAAACGCCAAACCGCUUGGGUGUAUCAUUAUCGGAGAAGUGCCAGAAGAUGUCACGUUUCCUCAACUAGAUGAUCUGUUUCACUCUAUAUCUCUGCCGGUAAAGAACACGCAUCCGCAGCAGAGCUGUGUGACUUGGAUCGUGUAUGCCGUACAGGCCCUCCAGGAGCAAGGUUGGGUAACGCAGUUUGAUCUCGAUGAGUUCAAAGACCGGGUCGUCUCUUACGCCGACGAGAGGAUGGAAGGCUCAAGCUCACAGGUCAUAUUCUAUCAAUCUUAG